Oikopleura dioica is the source of this 1074-nucleotide messenger RNA. NCBI's taxonomy places the organism in Eukaryota, Metazoa, Chordata, Appendicularia, Copelata, Oikopleuridae. The record is from the annotation of a GenBank genome assembly.
AUGAAGCUUUUUUCUUUAUUUCUUCUUAGUGCUGAGGCGUUAAAGUACAAAGAAGUUCUUCAAGCAUACAAAGAAUCACCAGCAGAAACUGGGCUUGGACUGCGAAAAAAACCAAAGAAACCGAAGAAAAAUAAAGGCAGCUCAAGUAAUGCAAGCGAAUUCUGGGAGGAAUGCCCACCUCUUCGAGUAACUGGCGACAUUGAAACAUUCUACUGCGAGGAUAACAAAUGCAUGGCAAUUUGCAAAGCAAAUUCUCAGCCGUAUGGGAAUAGCAUGCUGACCUGCGUAAAAGGCAAAAGAAGAAAGGACUCUCCUUACUGGAGCGGGGAUCAACCCCAGUGUAUAACAUGCGGUGGCUCAGCUGAUCUUGGUCCACCUUUGACCGAUAAAAAUAUUGAAGCGCAUUGCACCAUCACGAAGAAAUCGAAAAAUAUGAAGCUCUGCAAUCUUCAGUGCACAAACGGAGGAAGAUUGUAUCAGGAAGCGCGAGAGAUGUUCAAAAACAUGGAAGUGAAAUGCAUCUGCUUGAACGGAGAGUGCUUUUGGGGACAGGGGAAGAAAACGUCUAUCGAUACGGAAUCCCUGACUUGCAAAGGCAACAAAAUCAAGACAACAGAAAAACCCAUCACGACAAAGCCACCAAAAGGGGAAACCACCACCACCACCGUCGCAACAACCCACCCUAAGAAGCCGAAGCGCUGCGUCGAUUUGGGCCCCGAAAGCGUCAGAGUGAUGAACACAUGGGUCUGUCGAAACUGCUUCCGGAUCAACGCCAGCUACAAGUUCCGAAAAGUCGGGCUCAACAAGUGGGACCCAAGAGACUUUUUGAUCAUCGAGUUUAACUCGCCCGUGGAAUGGACUGAAAUGAGCCAUCCAAUUUUGAACGCGAGAAAGGUGAACGAUUAUGACGACACAAGAUGGCGAGUGAAUUUCAAAACCGAUGCAAAUUACAAAUCGGGAAUGAAAUUCGACGCGAAUUUGAUGCAGUUUGGAUUCGAAAGCAUGAACAUGUCUCCUGGAAGCUCUCAGAUAAAAAGAGUUCAAGCCUGUCCCUACUGGUACUCUGAUUAUUAA